This is a messenger RNA of Cherax quadricarinatus, 4686 nucleotides long. RefSeq lists its product as uncharacterized. Gene Ontology annotation, biological process: phosphatidylserine exposure on apoptotic cell surface; apoptotic process involved in development; engulfment of apoptotic cell. The record is from RefSeq and is a predicted model, not a curated record. Gene Ontology annotation, cellular component: plasma membrane. NCBI's taxonomy places the organism in Eukaryota, Metazoa, Arthropoda, Malacostraca, Decapoda, Parastacidae.
AUGUGAGUCAACAUGUCUUAGCUGUAACAAAGUGAGAAGUAUGAAGAUAGUGAGUGUGGUGGACCUGCCUGCCUGGGCCAGCCUGGGCUCACCUCUUACCAAAACACAGUCGCUAAAUUCUUCACAUACCAUUAAUCAUUUAUCAAGAUUCUUUGCAUAUAAAUGACGCUGGAGUAGACAUUUAUACAGUGAAUGACUUGUCCUUCAUCACUGUCUCUAUUUUCACACCAGUAAAAACGAAGAAACAAUAGACGCGAAAUUAUGCCCCAUUAAUUUAGCAAGUCUUGCCUAUAGAUUUCAAUAUGGCGUCGUUUGUAAACUGUUGACACAAUGUCGCCGUGAGAAGAGAGACAUUUCUAAUUUAUACUAAAUGAGGCGCUGUGUUUGGUAACAGUAGGAAGUAUUGACAGGUCAGUAGUGGUGUGGGUCAUACCUCGGCUGUGCUAUAUACCUUAAUAGUGUCUCCAGACGUCACUGGAGAAGCCAGCAAAGUGAUUUCUUAAAGUGAUCUCCCAUAUCAAAACAAGAAACAACAUAGAGUCCAGGUUGAAAGUAAUACCCUGUAACAGUGCCACGAGAGUUAUUAAAAAAUUAACAGGGGUGACGAGCACUACCUGAGUGAGCAUUGAAAUCCCCAGCAGCGGGAGUGUAGGUAAUGUGUGUGAACCAGGUCAGCAGUGUUGGUGUCUAGUGACUCCUGACUCACUGCUUCUCACUGCCCCGCCACAAACAUUAACUCGGAGUUUUUUCUCUAACAAAAAAUAAAGCCGGAAAAGCCGUGUGUGUGGCGGGGGCUAGAAAGGUGGUGUGUGAAGCUGUGGUGUGUGUGUUUUAAGUGGUGAAGUCUCCGAGGGGGUCCUGCGAGGUGUGGUGAAGCCUCCAAAGGGUCCUGCAAGGUGUGGUGAAGCCUCCAGGGGGUCUUGCAAGGUGUGAAGCAUCCAGGGGGUCCUGCAAGGUGUGAAGCAUCCAGGGGUUCCUGCAAGGUGUGGUGAAGCCUCCAGGGGGUCCUGCAAGGUGUGGUGAAGCAUCCAGGGGGUCCUGCAAGGUGUGGUGAAGCCUCCAGGGGUUCCUGCAAGGUGUGGUGAAGCAUCCAGGGGUUCCUGCAAGGUGUGGUGAAGCAUCCAGGGGUUCCUGCAAGGUGUGAAGCCUCCAAAGGGUCCUGCAAGGUGUGGUGAAGCAUCCAGGGGUUCCUGCAAGGUGUGGUGAAGCCUCCCGGGGUCCUGCAGGGUGUGUCUGAGUGAUCAGUGCACUGGUGAAUAUAUCUGGUGAAGGGCGCACACACCAAACUGGAUAACACUAUGGAAAAUACUGAAUUAGUGUAUGAUUGUCUUUCUGCUAGUGAAUAAUUGGCGCGGCAAAAUUUAAUUUUGUGUCGUAUCAAGUAUUGGUUGUGUUACAUCAUUAUUCUGAUAACAAUAAAAAUCGUAAAAUUUUUAGAACGCUAAAGUUUUUUAUUUUAUUUUUUUUAAGUGUUUAUUAUACAAAUAAAUUAUUACUACAUUACAGCUGGAUAAAAUAUUUUAAUGCCAAGGAGUGGCGGUGCAGCAGCGGUGGCAGGAUGUGAGCGGUAUCCAGUGGCAAUAUCAUGGCCCAGGAGUUCCUCCCACUCUGCGAUGUGCUCUUCAACAUCAUCUCGCUGGCCUCCUACUUCUGUGAUGUGGUUUUCGACGUGGUCACAAUUUACACGCUCUACGAUCAGCAGGAGGUGGUGUGGUUCACGCUGGCGCUCUCCUGCGUCAUCCUUUCCCUCGUCGUGUGUCAGCUCUGCUCUCUCAAGUGGUAUUUCUCCAGCCUCAGGAAGGACCUGGCCAAGAAAGACUGUGAUCUUUCCCUCAUGAUCCUGCUCCAUUUAGUCCAGGGAGGCGUCCUCUGGCGCUACUUCAAGCUCUUUAUUCCUGUUGAUCUUCGGUACGUCAAACAUGAGGUUCGCGACUUGUGUAUGUUGCGACUCAUCCAUGCAUUUUGUGAGGCGGCCCCCAUGUUGCUCAUCCAGCUCUACCUUAUUUGGCGCAAACCUGCGCUUUCUGAUCUAACUGACCUUAACAUAGUGUCGACAGCGUUGUCGCUUUUCAGUGUGUGUUGGGCCUUGGCUUCCUUCAAUAAGAAUGUGCGCCGACAUAACGUCCAUCGGUUAAUUCUGACCUGGCUAGGAGUUAUUUUUCAGUUCCUUUGGCGUCUUGGUACCAUAACUUCUCGUUCACUGGCACUGACUGUGUAUGCAACACUCUAUGGUUACUGGGUCUUCCUCGUCAUCGCCCUCCACUGGAUCUCCAUGUUCCUCUGGCUUAUUUCGCCAAAGAAUGUCUUUCAUGGUGAAAAGAUGCCAUUGUUUAAGAAGGUGAUAUUUUCAAUGUUAAUUGCUUUCUGUUACAUAUUCUGCUAUAUCAACCUGCAAGAAAUCAACGCCCGGCAGAAGAUGGUAGCCUUCUACAUCACCAUGCUGCUUGAGAACGCUCUUCUGGUAGCUGUGUGGCUGGGAGGCCUCAGGUCCACUCCUUGGUAUCAGUAUCCAGUGACAGCUCUAGUAUUCAUAGCGUUCACCUUGGGAGUUGUCUUCAUGAUCUUCUACUACCAACACUUCCACGUGAAGCGACUCAAGCAUAGUUACACCAUGUCUUCCUCCAUUAAUACUUAUUCGUCAUGCACAGGAUGCCAGCUGGGUCAGUGUACUGACAAGUCACACCGCAUGCCUUUUCCAUAUUACCUGAAUGAGCUGUCAGCUAGUGACAACAGCACCAUCGCCUCCAUCCCUCAGCAGAACGGCAACGCCAAGCCCAACAACUUGGAGACGAGCGAAGCUCGAAGUCAGCAGCAAUUACAGCAGCAACAGCAGCAGCAGCAGCAUCCCAGCUGUCAUUACCCACCAGAUGCUCUCCAUGUUCCUGGGGUGUUCACCUGUCGCUUUAACCCCGGCAUCAAGAGGAAGAAAAAAAAGCCAACUAGUUUCGUUCCUCCUCCUGUACCUGUUCUGCCUUCUAUAGGUGUGCCAAAUAACAAUGGUCGGAUGGUGCCAUUCUGGAAGCGUCCAUUGCCACAAUCCUUGUCGAGUGAUCAUGAAGGUAGUGUGGGAUCCCGUGUCAACAUUCAGCAGAAGCUGCAAGAGAAAAAACAGCAGCAGAUAGCUGAACUGCGACAAAUCGAAGAGGAAAUCAAAGCUGGCAAGCUAAAGCGGCCACAUCCCAGUGAUAUUUCUGAGUCAGGAACUCUUCGUCAGCCCAUCCCUCGGGCCAAGAAACAACCGUGGCUGAAACCUGAGCCGCUAGACUACACUUACCUGGUGGUGGAGCCCUCAGCGGCGCCUCUGCCUGCUCCUGCACACAGAAAGCAUCGCUCUCAGACCCCAGAGAUACUGUUAGCGCCUCACUACCUGGACAACACCAGGAUCUACUACGACUACCAGGACCCACGCUGGAAGUAUGGCAACAACUACCACCUACCCUCUGAUGAUAUGAGUGGAUCCAGCCACUCCAAACAUUCCAUAAAAAGACGCAAUAGAAAAGGCGAUAAAAACACGGAUAACAGAGACAAAGUUAUUUAUAAAUCUUACAGAAUACCAUCAGAUCUCGACAGUCAGAUAUCGCUACCGAGAUCGUACACUCUUCCCAGGGAAUUCAAAUAUUAUAGAAGACCCAAGUCAAGAAAAGCUGUGAGAACAGAUCACUUCAUGGCCUCGACAAACUCCAGCGAUGGUGAUGUUGAUUCAUGUGAUGAAGGAGACUUGGAGGAAUCUUUGAGUCGACUGAACAAUGCCGUCCAUUUCCACCUCAACCACAGUCAUCACCACCACUAUCACCACCACAGCUUCCUCCACAACCACCACACCAACCAUGUGGGUGAGUCUCCACCUCACCCGCAACACCCACUGCGGGCUCGCAUCCACGCUGCCUUCCACCGCAACCUGGCCAAUACUCACGAGACUAAGUUGUGAAGAUAAAAGUAUUUAUGUAGUGCUAAAACUUUGUAAUGCUGGAAGCUCAUUCCACCGUCUGUUACGUACACGACACUAUCAGUGAGAGGUCCAAGAGGCUUCUUGCUAUGUUUACAACAUCGCUCACACUACCCAAAUUUUAAUGUUUGUGAUAAAGAGUAGCCACUUUAUUUUCAGACUGAGAAGGUGUGGAGUUAAUAAAAGUAUUAGUCAGAGGGCAGAAGAGGGGUUGUUGAGGUGGUUUGGUCAUUUAGAGAGAAUGGAUCAAAGUAGAAUGACAUGGAAAGUAUAUAAAUCUAUAGGGGAAGAAAGGAGGGGUAGGGGUCGUCCUCGAAAGGGUUGGAAAGAGGGGGUAAAGGAGGUUUUGUGGGCGAGGGGCUUGGACUUCCAGAAAGCGUGCAUGAGCGUGUUAGAUAGGAGUGAAUGCAGACGAAUGAUACUUGGGACCUGACGAUCUGUUGGAGUGUGAGCAGGGUAAUAUUUAGUGAAGGGAUUCAGGGAAACCGGUUAUUUUCAUAUAGUCGGACUUGAGUCCUGGAAAUGGGAAGUACAAUGCCUGCACUUUAAAGGAGGGGUUUGAGAUAUUGGCAGUUUGGAGGGAUAUGUUGUGUAUCUUUAUACGUAUAUGCUUCUAAACUGUUGUAUUCUGAGCAUUUCUGCAAAAACAGUGAUUGUGUGUGAGUGUGGUGAAAGUGUUGAAUGAUGAUGAAAGUAUUUUCUUUUUUGGGGAUUUUCUUUCUUUUUUGGGUCACCCUGCC